Colletotrichum chrysophilum is the source of this 7187-nucleotide messenger RNA. RefSeq lists its product as uncharacterized. The transcript has 12 exons. Gene Ontology annotation, biological process: regulation of GTPase activity. The record is from RefSeq and is a predicted model, not a curated record. Lineage: Eukaryota; Fungi; Ascomycota; Sordariomycetes; Glomerellales; Glomerellaceae. The annotation marks the transcript as partial.
AUGAACGGCGAUGCUGGUCUCGUCGGGUGCCUGGUUGACAGACUUGCUACCAGGCUCCCUCACAGGACAGGAACCCACGGCCAAGAACUUCAACAAGACGACAUCGUCAUCAUCACAAGGUCCACACUUGUUAAGAUUAGCACUACCGCUGCUGCCUCUGUGCUGGACUCCCUCGUCGCCCUCCUCGAAGAUAUAAUUCGAAACUACAAAGGGCUUCCUCCGCCUACUCAUCCUCCUCACGUCCUCCUCUCCGAGAUAUACAUACUAGCCUUGGCUGCCGACUGCUGUACCGCCCACUGGGAUCAUGUCAAGUCGCAGCAACGUCAGCCUGCCGUUGAUUCGGGGACGCGUCGCAACUCUCCUACACAAGCUCCUGAGCCCUUGGACGAAGCUCUCGUUACCCGCAUCUUUGAGUUGCUCAAGUGGCUCGUGGAACCUAUACCUGAAGGAUUCGCCCUCCCAUCAUCCACUAUUUUAGACGAUGAAACGAGACAAACCGCCAACCCAGUAUUCAGCCCUCCAAGCGGCAUCGCUUCGCCGCUGCUUGUUGGAACCUACAGCUCUGAAGACGAAACUCUAUCCACUUCUCAUCUGGCGAUCAUGGAGCCUUGCAUCAGAGUCAUUGUCGAAUACGUUACCGCCUCCACUUGGUCAAGCUCUUUUGACUACUUCAGAAACGUGGUGUACACGGUUCGUACUGCCGCCGUUGUGCAAGCGGCACCGGGGCAAUCUGCUACUGCCCCAGAUGACGACAAGGCGGCUCUGUCCGUUCUCAAGAUUCUGUCCUUCUUUUGGGUGGAUGCACAGAAGCUGGGACUCAUCAUCCAGGAGAUUUGCUCCAGCUUCCUCCAUUUUCGGAAGACGUUCCAGAACACUGUCGCUGUGGUGGCACCCCUUCUCAUCACGCGCUGGUUAGAACGGUAUCCCCAUGAGUUUGUGCAGCAACAUACACUACAUAAACGUCUCGACGGCGGCGCUGACACACUUUUCGACAUGACACAGACUGUUGUAGAUAAUGGACGGAAAAAAGGAGUGCUUUAUCCGCUCCAGACCACCCUACUGUUUCUUCUGCCAGACGUUUUUGAAGUGGCUAGCAACCUGCGAGAUGCGAAGAGCGGGAGCAUGGCCAAGAAGGUCGGGUUUCUGGACGGCUUGCGGAAAGCAUUGAGGAACAAAAACGAACAGGCGGCAUACUCUCUCGUCUCUUUGCUCAGAGCUGCUCGACACUUCGUUGCUGAGGACGACGCUGCGCUCGUCAGCUACGCCAUGGAUGUACAAGACGAGGUCAGAGAGGCAGUUUUUCGUCGUGGUAGCAACGAUGCCUCUCUUCUUGACCAGGACCUAAUGACAGCGGCAUUUGUUAGUUUAGCACAACUGAGUCCGGACAGUUGUGUUGAUUCUCUCCAAUCAUAUCUAAGCCCUUCUUCGCCACAAGCCUUCAAGACCGCCGUGGUGCAGGGCUGCCGAUACUUUGCGCGCCAAGCCGACUCGUAUAGGUACGAGCAGAUAUUCGCGGUGGCGGGGCCGUAUAUGCGAGCUCAGCUGAAGGCCGUAGCGGACUUGCCGACAGAAACCACUGCCACUGUACUUGCCAUGCCCCGGCGUGAUUCAAACCUUCACUCCUCCACGAACAUGGCGUGCGACGUGCUCAAGUUUCUUGAUGCGUCCCCACACUCGCUUUUCAACGCAGAUGGAUCCGGCGAGCCAGGUGCGGGUGCUGCAGAGGAAGAUGCCUUCUUGUCCUUCCUAUCGUGCGUUGUGUCUGAACUUGCGGAGUUGCCCGAUGACGUGCCUGAAGUAGAAGCCGCGUCUUCUAGACUCGAGACGACCUUGCUUGUAUCUCUGUGUUCCGCAGACGUUGACACCUGCCAAACUGUGACUUCAUGCAUCGGUAUUUUCUACGAAGAGAACAAACUUGCUGGCGUCUCUUCGGACGCUGCGAAGACAUUUGCCACAUUACUCCGAAACGGCGAGGUGUAUGGGGAGAUCGCGUCACGAGCCUUCCGCUUCACUGGACUGGUUGCCUUUCAGAAGAGAGUUCGCGGACUGCUCCGACGACUGCAAUACCCAACCAGCGGUAUCCUUUCAGCAUGGGAGUAUGGCUUCGAAAGGUGGCUUCUUCUCUCCAGGGAGGUGUCCAUGGCCGCGCUUGAUGCGGUUGACGAACGGACUUUGACGGAAUGGCGCAAUUACUCCGGCUUCUUGGCAUCGCUCGGGGGAAUUUGUACUGCAAACCAAGCAAUCAUCAUGGAAGAGCCAGCCAUCAGUGGUCUAAGGUGGAUCGAUAGGCUGCCAUCCGAAAACCACGAGGAACCUCUGCUUGGUCGAUAUCUCAAGUUGAGCAUUCAACUACUCGGCUGUGCGAGCGUCAGGAUUAGGGAGGCUACAAGGGAAGUCUUGUCCAGCGAAGUCUCGUCCACACUCUAUCAGUCUCUGUUCAGAGCACUAGAAUCUGAACUCGAGGUCCUGUUCACCGGCGCACUGGCUCCGAGCGACAAAGCCCAAGAUGUUGAGAUCAUCUUCGCUGAGCAGGCCAUAUCGCUUUUGAAAGCUUUGGUGGAGCGUCUUGAGAGCCCUUCAGACCUUGGUGCAGCCUCCUCCAUUCACCUAGGAGCGCUCGCUCUCAACUUUGCCAAAUUCUUAGACGGCGUCAAUGACAGUACCAACACCUUGCGCGUCAAGAUCAAGGUGUGCCAGUUGUGCGAGGCUGUCACUAAGAGGAAGGAGCAUUUAAAUCUGAGAGACGACGUGCGCAUCCGGAACCAGCUUCUUGAGUACAUUUUUGGCUGGAUUGCUCGGCCCCGCUCCCCGCGACUUGACUCAACAGCUAGCACAGGCGGCCGCCUAGAUGAGAUGGUGAGGGUGCAGAAAGACCUUGAUAGAGCUUCUCUCAGGUCACUAGCUGAGCUUACCUUUCGUCUUCCACUUCAACCUGGGGAGGGUCAAACCGACGCCGGCAUGAGUGAGCUCAAGUCACAAAUGUUUCACACCUACUUCAAUCGGUUCCUAUCAUUGCUCAACCACGAAUCUCCCGAGAGUGGGAGGAGCGACCAUCCGGCUGGAAUUGCAAGCCGAGACGAGGGCACCCCGACUUCAGAACUUGCCAUCACCAUUCUCUCGAACCUGCUGAGUGCGAAUAUCGAUGUUGGUCUGAAACACUCUCUAAAUAUUGGUUAUCACGACAACGUCGAAAUCCGGACGGCUUUUGUUAAGGUCUUGUACAACAUACUCAUACAAGGGACGGAGUUCAGUAACCUGACUGACGCUGCUGUGAGCGAGAAGUACGAUGAGUUGCUAGAGUUAUUAACCAAGGACAUGACGCUUGUUGCCGCUAUGAGUGCCGUGUGUCCAAGCAGUGAAGUCGACGAAUUAACUGUAUCUUUGCUCACCAUUUUCGAGCAUCGGGGCCUUAGCUUUGAGUUGUUGGAGGUUCUCAUCAAGCAGGAAAUCGAGGAAACAGAUAACGAAUCCGAGAUCCUUAGGCGAACCUGUGUCGCCACGAAGAUGCUGUCCGUCUACGCGAAGUGGAAGGGACAGCCAUAUCUCAAGGCAACGCUGCAAAAGGUCGUAGAGAGAUUGAUGCUUACAUCAAAGGAUCUAGAUCUCGAGCUGGAUCCUGCCAGGGUCAGCUCCACAGAUGAGUUGCAGAAGAACGCCCUCCAGCUACGGAUUGUGGCUAAAGUAUUCAUCGAUGAUAUCUGCGCAUCCUCGACGAGCAUGCCAGCGUCGUUCCGCAAAAUUUGUAACAUCAUAUCCACUGCUGUGCUGCCGAGGUUUCAGGAGGCCAAGUACACCGCCGUUGGGGCUUUUGUCUUCCUUCGCUUCUUUUGCCCAGCAAUUGUUGCCCCUGAGGUUGAGGGCCUAGUGACAACGACGCCCUCUAAGGAGAUGCGCCGAGGCCUGCUCCUGAUUGCCAAGGUCAUUCAAAAUCUGGCGAACAACGUCCUUUUUGGGGCGAAAGAGCCUUACAUGUUUCCUCUGAAUGACUUUCUCACGCAAAACAUCUAUCGAGUUACUACCUUCCUUCGCGAGAUAUCUGUGGCUCCAGAGACGAUCGACAGUCCGCCAAGCAUCGAGUCGUUUGAUUUCGGUUCCUGUGUUGCCCUCCAUAGAUUCCUCUACGAUCACUGGGACCAUAUGCGGCAGAGGCUCGUCACCCAGGAACGCAAAGAUUAUGUGCGAUCGCCAGCCGAGGUAUCUAGAGGAAGGUCGCCGGUUCUUGAGCCUUUGCGCCACCUCAUCACGAACCUUGGACCCCCACCACUCGCUGUCACCUGGAACAGGCCUCAAAUUUCUACGAAUACUCCACCAUCAUACUCCCGCUUCCAGAACUUCAUGCUUCGGAACGCAUUCCGAAGUACUGAAUCUUUUGUGACUGCUAGAGCCGUCUACGAUGGAGGCGAGAGCAAGGAUUCCCUCUCCAUUAUUUGCAUCAUACUGCGACACAUUGAUGCAGAGAGCAUUGACUAUGACACGCUGUUGUACUGCUAUCUCAAGAUUGCAAGCCGCCUCUGGCACAAGCCUUUCGGGCUGCUCAUCGAUGCCACAUGCUACAACGGCCAGAACGAACCACAAGAUGAGCUCUUCAAGAAGCUUGAGCUUCUCACACCUGUCGAGCUGUCGAGAAAUCUCGUUAGGAUAUAUGUUUACAACAUGAACAGCGCAUUCAGGAAAUGCUUCCGAAGGCUCCUUCGGGUGUCCGCCAAGAGCGACACCAGCGUUUUUAAUCCGAAGAAUGUCGAUUACCACCUAAUCGGUAGUCUGCAGGACCUCCAGGCUCAUUUUCACUUGAGUCAACUUCACCUCCCCAAAGAAACAAUCAGCGUCGUCACCGACACACGUUAUGUGUUUCAACCAAUUACCCGACUUUCCAAGACUAAGGGUAAGAUUGAAGUUGUCAUCAAAGUUGGCAGCCAGUUCGUACAAGUGACAACCACAAAAAAACAGGAGGUCUUUCCUGGCUAUAGGUUGAGCACGACCGUCAAUGACAUAUUUCGUCUCGGUGAGGUGGAAGAGGCGCCGACUUCAAUCCAGACAGAAGAUGACUCUGCGUUUGGCCUACGCGCUGAUAACGGAAAGAUCGUCAUGUACUUUACCAGCCCCAAGAAGGCGGACGUAUUGCAGACGAUUCGCGGCGCAAAGGCCAAGUAUGGCAAGGAUACGAGAGCUCACAAGGCCUAUGAACGGCUUAUCCGCCCGCAGGACGUUCCCGGGACUCUACUUAACCUGGCACUUACCAACCUGUCAAGUUCCGAUCACGUGCUCAGGCUCUCUUCUUACAACCUGCUCGGGGCCCUGUGCAAGGCAUUCAAGUUCAGCGCUGCAUCAAAUUUGAUGUGUACAAAGGACGUUUCCGUACCAAUGGAUCCUUCACAUUUCAUCAUCAAAAUCAGCAGGCAACUGGCGAUGUCUGAGCCUCAGCUGACGUUCGAUUUCUUGACUGAGUUCUUCGUCGGCUGGGAGACAUUUGCUGAGGAGCAGAAGCAUCUCAGUCUUGCCUAUAUGUCACCAUGGCUUCCAGGCCUUCGCACAGCCGUGCUUGCCAAUGAAGCUGACGCGGAGAAAGGCAAAGAGAAGGUCGCGGUUCUUUUCCGAAAGCUGAUAGACGUGGCCAUGACCGAUCAUUCAUUGACCUAUACGCUGGAGCAAGUCGUAUGGCCCGCCAUUUACCAAGACGAGACGGUCCUGGAUAUUUUCCUUGAAGAACUCAUGCGGUCAGCUUUGAGUUUCAGCUACUCCGAGGAGCCCAUGGAGGCUCUUUCUUCUAUAGUGUCGGGCAUGGGCAGCAUCACACUACGUGGGAAGGUCAUUUCCCGGUUGCGAAAAGCACUGAACCGAUCUUCCCUCCGACCGACUAGGUACUUGCCUGACAACGCCGUCUGGGCAGAGAUUUGUGUGCUUCUACACUUCUGCCUGUCCUUGUCGUUUGAUAAUGGUGUGCAAUCUCAGCUUUAUCUACCGGAGAUCUUUCACAUUGUCACCAUACUGGCAAACACUGGCGCUCCAGAAGUGCGUCUCUUGGUUCACAGACUUCUUGUCAACACAGUUCAUGCGGCGUGUACGUCGUUCAAUCUGGACGACACCCGUUUCAAUAAGCUCAGGGGAAGCUUGGAUUUCCUAAGCGAACCAAGAAGCGAAAUAUUCGCAGCACCACCUCCGUUCCUGCGCGAUGGUGCUUCCAUGUCGACUACUCAAGACUCAGGCCCGUCGCUGGCUGCGACUGAGAACCUGGCUGCGUUGCUCUUCGAGGUCUGCUCUGUGGCUGCCCCAUCAGUGGACAUAUCCAAUGCCUGGAGGUCGCGCUGGAUGAGCCUCGUGGCCAGCACGGCCUUUCAGAACAACCCAGCAAUACAACCCCGCGCGUUCGCUGUCAUGGGCUGUCUGGCACGUGAGGAGGUGGACGACGACCUACUCUACCAAGUUCUCGUCGCACUGCGCAACAGCGUAGGUCGUCUAGGAGAUGACACCAACAGUGACAUGCUCAUUUCCAUUGUCACCUCUUUAUCCAAGAUGAUGGCAAAGUUGCCUUCUGCCUCGCGUUACGGAUUACAACUCUUCUGGCUUGCCAUUUCACUGUUACGGUUGGUUCCUCCAGCUCUUUUCAACUGCACGGCCCAGUUUCUUGAGGCUGUUAUGACCAACAUUAGCACAGUCGGGGACUUGCGAGGAGACAAGAUGGGGUCGCUUCUUCUCCAAGGUCGUGUGCAGUUAGAGGACGCUGCUCUAUCUCUGGACGAAGCUUACGGCAUUCACUUCACGCACGAAAAUUUUCAUUUUGCCGUGUGCGCCUGUCUGGCACGCGGCCUCGCCGACACCACUACCAAAACCAACGCGAUGCGAGUGCUAUCCGCAUUCCUCGAUAUGGCCGGCAACUCCACAGAUGAGGCAGGAAGACCAUCGGACAUCAUUUCACGUUCGCCCUACAUGGCGCUUAUCCUAGCGCGAACUGUUGGAAGUGAGGAGCUGAAAGACAGCCUGUGGCUGGCGGGUAUCAAUCCUUCCGUGCUGGGUGAUGUAACGAACACACGCAGAUACGAGGAUUUGAGUGGCAUGAAGGACAAAGAUCUGCUGUUGAACACCGCGAUUGAGUUGAUCGAUUUUCAGUACCUAGAAGACGCACUGCAGAACCGGACUCUCCGUUGGCUGACUGAGCUUGCGUCAGCAAGGCCGGCCGUCAUCAUGCAUCU